CUUUUUCCGUCGUAUGUUCUCCGGGUGGCUAUCUAAUAUAUGCUGCGUAACGCUAGUUCCUAACGGAAUAUGUAUUUAGCGUUAUUCAGCAUAUAUUUGAUACUGCGCUUGGAGAACUGCGCCGGAAGGCUGCCAAAUAUUUUUCUCCGUAUUUAUGCAUAUAUCCUGAUCGUAUUAAGUAGACCCAGUUUUGCGAAUGGGAUAGGCCCCUACCUUUUUACGCGGUCAAUUACAUUGACUUUGCUGUAGCCGAGUAUUAAACCCACCUAAAUGUACGUGCUACAGAAAUGAAUUCAGAUCGCAGUUGGAUGUAUAGUGGGAGACUGGUCAGAGGAUUGUUGACUGAAGGGUACAUUAGUAACGUUAGGGAGUUACUAAUGUAAACGGGUUUAAAUUUCAAACAAAGGCUUAUGGGGAGAAUCAAUUAACCAUGAAUAGUGGAGUUUGCGUCAAAGGAUCACUCUACGCUCCAACGGAAAGUGAUUUUUACGGCAUAUUAACAGAUGUUCUUGAGUUGGAGUACCCGGCUCUGCCAAUUAAGAGGACUGUCUUGUUCAAGUGUAAUUGGUUCGAUCCGACUGAUAGAGGUAUGUCAGUGCAUCCUCGAUAUAAUAUUGUGGACGUCAAUCAUAAACGGAAGUACGGAAAAUACGAACCAUUUAUUUUGGCCGGGCAGUCCGGUCAAGUACAUUACUGCACAUAUCCAAGUAAAAAGAAAGAUAAGGUCAACUGGUGGACAGUAUGUAAGAUGAGGGCCAGAUCAGAGAUAGACAUGCCCGAUUCCAUUACUCCAGCGUUUCAAGAGGACAUUAUAGAACAACCUCUAAACGUUGUAACAGAUGAGGGUUUAAGAAUUUUGGUUGAUCCGAUCGGGGAAGUUGAAACAGAUGUGUUUUUCGCUCCUCCAGAGGUGGAGGACGAAGAAGAAGUGCCGUCAAUAUCAGACGAAGAAGAUAUACUUGAAGACGAUGACGAUGACGAUUAGUAGAUAUGCGAGGGAGGAGUGCUAGUGGGACAGGCCGGACUCGGCCCCCCACACUAGCGGUUGUUGAGGAGGAGGACGACCAGACAUCACCUCCAGAGGUGGCUGAGGCGCAAGAGGGUGUGCAGCCAGCUCCAGCACCUCGUAGACCUCGAGCUCGGCGCCAGCCUGUUGAGGGGGAAGUAUUGGAUGCCACUGGCAGAAUCCGAGUCAUCCCCAACGCACAGAGGACCAGGUUGCUCGAUACCAGCACGGUAUCUAGAGAGUUGCGGGAAAUCUUCCAGAGUCGGUGGUGGGCAGUAGGCACCGCUUGGAGGUUUUUGCCUGAGGACGCUGUUUCUUUUUAUUUCGAGGAGUUUAAG
Messenger RNA from Mercurialis annua (annual mercury), 1344 nucleotides. RefSeq lists its product as uncharacterized. Bases 431 to 985 code for a protein of 184 amino acids. The record is from RefSeq and is a predicted model, not a curated record. The transcript is spliced from 3 exons. Lineage: Eukaryota; Viridiplantae; Streptophyta; Magnoliopsida; Malpighiales; Euphorbiaceae.